This is a messenger RNA of Nannospalax galili (Upper Galilee mountains blind mole rat), 3098 nucleotides long. RefSeq names its product general transcription factor IIE subunit 1 (gene Gtf2e1). Gene Ontology annotation, biological process: transcription open complex formation at RNA polymerase II promoter; transcription initiation at RNA polymerase II promoter. Bases 135 to 1448 code for a protein of 437 amino acids. The record is from RefSeq and is a predicted model, not a curated record. Gene Ontology annotation, cellular component: transcription factor TFIIE complex. NCBI's taxonomy places the organism in Eukaryota, Metazoa, Chordata, Mammalia, Rodentia, Spalacidae. The transcript is spliced from 5 exons.
GUCGCAGGAAUUAGGCGUUUUCUUUGUCGCUCAGGUGGCGUGGGCUGGCUGAAGCCGGUAGUUGAAGCGCUGAGGGCAACCGUAGUGGGAGUGUUCGAGGAGCGGCUUCGUGAAAAUUAAAGUUCGCUGCUAAGAUGGCAGACCCCGAUGUCCUCACUGAGGUUCCAGCAGCGUUGAAGAGGUUAGCCAAAUAUGUGAUCCGGGGCUUUUAUGGCAUUGAGCAUGUGUUGGCCUUGGACAUCUUGAUCCGGAACCCCUGUGUAAAAGAAGAGGACAUGCUGGAGCUGCUCAAGUUUGAUCGGAAGCAACUUCGAUCAGUCUUGAAUAAUUUAAAAGGAGACAAAUUCAUCAAAUGCAGAAUGAGGGUGGAGACUGCUGCGGAUGGGAAAACCACUCGUCAUAAUUAUUAUUUUAUCAAUUAUCGCACUCUUGUUAAUGUGGUAAAAUAUAAAUUGGACCAUAUGAGAAGGAGGAUUGAAACGGAUGAGAGAAAUUCCACCAACCGGGCUUCCUUCAAAUGUCCUGUCUGUAGCAGUACUUUCACAGACUUAGAAGCUAAUCAGCUGUUUGAUCCCAUGACAGGAACUUUCCGCUGUACUUUUUGCCAUACAGAGGUAGAAGAGGAUGAAUCAGCAAUGCCUAAAAAAGAUGCACGCACACUUUUGGCAAGGUUUAAUGAACAAAUUGAGCCCAUUUAUGCAUUGCUUCGAGAGACAGAGGAUGUAAACUUGGCCUAUGAAAUACUUGAGCCAGAACCCACAGAAAUCCCAGCCCUGAAACAGAGCAAGGACCGUACAGCAACUGCUACUGGAGCUGCUAGCCUGGCAGGUGGGCAUCACCGGGAGGCAUGGACCAGCAAAGGCCCCUCCUAUGAGGACUUAUACACACAGAAUGUUGUCAUUAACAUGGAUGACCAGGAAGAUGUUCAUCGCACCUCAAUGGAUGGGAAAUCUGCCAAAGAGAGACCCAUUUGGUUGAGAGAGAGCACUGUCCAGGGGGCAUAUAGUUCUGAAGAGAUGAAGGAAGGUGGUAUCAAUAUGGAUACAUUUCAGGAGCGUGAGGAAGGCCGUGCAGGUCCUGAUGACAAUGAAGAAGUCAUGCGAGCUCUGCUCAUUCACGAGAAGAAGACCUCCUCUGCCACAGCUGGCUCGGUGGGGGCAGCUGCUCCAGUGACUGCUGCCAACGGCAGUGACUCUGAGAGUGAGACCAGCGAGUCAGAUGACGACUCUCCGCCCCGGCCAGCUGUGGCUGCACAUCACCGGGAUGAGGAUGAAGAAGAGGAUGAGUUUGAAGAAGUAGCAGAUGAUCCCAUUGUCAUGGUGGCUGGCCGUCCAUUCUCCUACAGCGAAGUGAGCCAGCGGCCAGAGCUCGUGGCCCAGAUGACACCAGAAGAGAAGGAAGCUUACAUAGCAAUGGGUCAGCGUAUGUUUGAGGACCUCUUUGAGUGAGCUUUCUCACUUAUUUUUUCUUCCUUUUUGUAAUGCUCAUUUCAAAGACUUUUUUUCUCUCUCUCUUCUUUUUGUUUGUUUGUUUGUUUGUUUUGAGACAGGGUCCUAAUAUAUAACCCUGGUUGUCCAUAAUGCUCAUUUCAGAAAGAAACUCCCUACCAAGUACUUAAAUGCCUUCCUAUAAAACUCCUAUUAAUUUAGCAGAAAAGGAUAAUAGGAGAGAAAGCUUGAUUUUUAUGUCAGAAACUUCCCGGAAAGGUAGGUGACUAUAAGCAUUCCCUUCCCUCUUGACACUAAAGUAUUAAUAUUUUACUGUAUUUUCUUAUCUAAUUUGUCCUUUUCUUUUUAAGACACAUUUUUUUUUCCCCUCUGAAAUGGGAAGAUGUCCACAAGGUAAAAAUUUCCUGUUUACUUACAGAACCCUCCUGUGAUAAGUUACAGUAAUUCACUGAUGACACCCUUUUUUACUGUUUUGGCAAGCAUUUGGAACAGUUCCUUAUAUUCCUGCCAACCAAAGCAGCUUGCCAAGAGGCAGAUCACUGAUUAGAGGAAAACCUUAACGCUUCAUCUUUCCUCAAAAUUAAGUUUGGAGUCUUUAUGUGAAAGGAGUGAGACUAUAGAAGAGAGAUAGAUAUGCCUGAAUCUUAGGAUUGUCUAAACCAGAACUCAUGUCUGUAGAACUGGUAAGACCAGUAGAUUCAUUUGUUUUUUUAAUACCUUUUGGGUUAUAUUUUGAAUGAUAGAAAGCAAAGUAUGCUUGAUACCCCCUUAUGAAGAAAUUAAAAAAGAAUAUGGACAAAGGAUAAGGGGUCUGUAAAGGGCUGAAGAAUGGAGAACAGCAGAAACAGUGCCUUAGAACUGCCCGAGUGUGUUCUGAUUUGGAAAUCUUACGUGAAGCUGAGACUGGUCCCAUUCCCCACCUUAUUCUGUAGACCUCUUGUCAGUGCUAUAAAUUUAGGCGACCAUUCCGGCAGACAGCCGCAUAGGAUUAUUGAACUCUCUUCCCCACACUCUUCCUUCCUAAGCAUCACUGAAGCCUUUCUUUAUCUUUAUUUUGAAUAUUGUCAGACACAGUAUUUUAGUGCAUUCAGUACAUUGUUGAGCAUUGUAACCUCAAGGAGCAUAGUUAUGUAGCAUGGUGUUAUUUCUGAAGGCAGAACUUUAAAAAUAAAGGAUUUUCAUAUAAAGUCUACACAAUUGUAUGUUUUAUAAUAUUUUCCCUUGCAUUGUAGUUUUUAGUUAUCACUUCACAUGUAUGAAGUUAAGAUAGCAUUGUAGAGUGUCUGAGCCUUAUAUAAAGUGAUGGUUCAUUUACUUGGAUUGUUGGAUUACUGAAUAUUGACAAUCUAUUUUAUACUGGUUAAAAUUUGUUAAUUUCUAGCUCUGUAACAUCUUGGAGCAUAACUAAAAAUGUAUACUCUUCCCAUUUAAAGAUGUUAAAGCCUUCUCUUACUAGUCAUGUUAUUUAAUAAUAGGUGCAAUUGUAUGUGAUCUAAACUUUAUGGCAGUAAGUUGCCUUAAGAAUACCUUUUAUGUAUUUAUCUUAAAUACAAGUGACUGUUCAACUUUUUAAAUCGGUUUUUAACUUUCAUAGUUCUAGAAAGAAGUUAAUUUAAAUAAAAUGAUAACCAGAUAGCCAUUUUAAAAACA